Molecule: messenger RNA, 1389 nt
Organism: Seminavis robusta
Lineage: Eukaryota; Bacillariophyta; Bacillariophyceae; Naviculales; Naviculaceae
Source: the annotation of a GenBank genome assembly
AUGCUGGGAAGGCUGGAAGCCAACAUUAUAGCAGAGUCAGCACUAAUUGACAAAGCGAGUGGAAGAGUGUUUUGGGAGGGUGGCAGCAGCACGUUGUCGGGCAGCUUGAAUCCGAAACUGGGAAUCCCUGGCCUGGCCCACUUGAAAUCUACCAUAUUGACGACCUUUUUGCUGGUAGCAUUGUUGAGCUUUCUGGCACGAUGGAUUCGGUCAAAGUUGGAAACUCCAGGUACUCCGCUCUCAAAUCCACCUCAAGGUGGGCCACACAUCUACCAGACUGUUGGCCUCUGGCUGUUGCAAUGGACGCUCCUUCGGACACCCGAGUUCAGUACCCAAUUCGUCAUUUUGAUAGCGAUACUGUACCUUGUGGAGGCGUACACCUGCAGCACCAGAAGAUACCUCGCCAAUUCCAUCAGCAGUCCCAACGACGUGGAGGCAUACAUUGAACAACUUCGCAAAGAACCACCUGUAGUUACGUGGAAAGUGCGAUGUUUCCACUAUGAGAAACCGCUGCUGCUGUCUCCUCUUCGGUGUGCCCUGGCAGUCUGCAGUUUUCUCGUGGGAAGCAAAGCAAACACCUCCAAAUCAAGCACCGAUGACUUGCCCGUUCUCGAGAGAGAGCACGUUACAGGUCCAUUUCGGAGAAAAGUCAUCACCCACGAAGCCACUGAAAACUACACGUUUGACAGCUUUGUUGAUGCCACCAUUGCAGGGGUUUGGAAGAGACAAGAUUCCUUUGAAACAGAGGUAGCACCUUUCACGAAGAUCAUUCUCUCAAAAAUUCUGAUACUUGCCAACGAAGAUGCCAAAAAGGAUUAUUUCAAGCAACAAUCCGCCUUCGUCUCGUCUCAAGGUAUGCGCGACAGCUUGGCGGAGUACUCAACAACCAUUGAGGUGCCUUCCUUCAAGCGCCGACUGUUAGCUAUUCGUCCUGUGAAGGGCGUACCAUCGGCCAAACUGUUCCGACUGAACACAUUUUGGAUAUGCACAUUUUUGGGAUUGAGUCUUCCAUAUCGGAUAUGGUUCGCACGACGGUGCGAUGCACUGAGAGUGACUGUAGUAAAGGAGACUUAUUACGAAGAAGAGGCAAAAACAUCCACAUUUAGCACAUGGUUUACGUCUGGGAAACCGGAGGCUCCAGUUCGAUUGCCAGGUGCAAACAGAAAUGCAGAAGCCUUUCGGCAGCAAAUGGAGAAUAUGGCGCUCUAUGCGAGGAGCGGAGAAAAACAAGCUACGCUACCCGUAAUGAACACUUCCACGGUGCGUGCAGUGAACACAAACGGUACUCUCUCUUCUGAGAAAACUACGUCGAAGGCAGAGCAGGGAUCAUCUGUGGCCACCCCAUUAGCACAAGAAAAGAAUCAAGGCAACAAUAGGCGGGAAAACUGA